Molecule: messenger RNA, 2295 nt
Organism: Drosophila willistoni
Lineage: Eukaryota; Metazoa; Arthropoda; Insecta; Diptera; Drosophilidae
Product: spidroin-2
Exons: 1
Coding region: 1-2295 (764 amino acids)
Source: RefSeq, a predicted model, not a curated record
AUGCUGGUAGCAGGCCAAGUGGCUGCUGAUGUCAGUCACCUUCACUUGGGCCAAAAUGCCGACGAGAGUUAUGGCCUUUCCUCCUCAUCCGCAUCUAAUGUGGCAACUAGCUACAGUUCUCAUUCUUCUGAAGCUGACCACGAAGCUCACCUUAAGUACUCCCAAGAGCAGGUUUCUGAUGCGUCUGCAGUACCUGGUGGGGAUUCCAGCUCAUAUCAACCCGCUGAAUACACUGCAGAACAUCUGAAGUCUACUUCCCACAAUGAGGAGUACUCUGCUGUUGUUCCAGGUGCCGAUUCAAGUUCUUACCAACCCGAGGAAUACACUCCUGCUCAUCUCAAAACUGUCACUGUCGGUGUUGAGUCUUCCGCUGUUGCUCCUGGUAGCGAUUCAAGCUCUUACCAGCCCGCCGAGUACACUCCAGAACAUCUGAAGGCUUCUUCCUACAACGGAGAGUCCGACGUAGUUCCUGGAGGUGAUUCCAGCUCAUAUCAACCCGCUGAAUACACUGCAGAACAUCUGAAGUCUACUUCCCACAAUGAGGAGUACUCUGCUGUUGUUCCUGGUGCCGAUUCAAGUUCUUACCAACCCGAGGAAUACACUCCUGCUCAUCUCAAAACUGUCACUGUCGGUGUUGAGUCUUCCGCUGUUGUUCCUGGUGCCGAUUCAAGCUCUUACCAACCCGAGGAAUACACUCCUGCUCAUCUCAAAACUGUCACUGUCGGUGUUGAGUCUUCCGCUGUUGCUCCUGGUAGCGAUUCAAGCUCUUACCAGCCCGCCGAGUACACUCCAGAACAUCUGAAGGCUUCUUCCUACAACGGAGAGUCCGACGUAGUUCCUGGAGGUGAUUCCAGCUCAUAUCAACCCGCUGAAUACACUCCAGAGCAUCUGAAGUCGUCUUCCCACAAUGAGGAGUACUCUGCUGUUGUUCCUGGUGGCGAUUCAAGUUCUUACCAACCCGCUGAAUACACUCCUGCUCAUCUGAAAACUGCUACAGUCGGAUUCCAGUCCUCCGCUGUUGUUCCUGGUGGCGAUUCAAGUUCUUACCAGCCCGCUGAAUACACUCCCGCUCAUCUGAAAACUGUCACUGUCGGUGUCCAGUCUUCCGCUAUUGUUCCUGGUGGCGAUUCAAGUUCUUACCAGCCCGCUGAAUACACUCCUGCUCAUCUGAAAACUGUCACUGUCGGUGUCCAGUCUUCCGCUGUUGUUCCUGGUAGCGAUUCAAGUUCUUACCAGCCCGCUGAAUACACUCCUGCUCAUCUGAAAACUGCAACAGUCGGAUUCCAGUCCUCCGCUGUUGUUCCUGGUGCCGAUUCAAGUUCUUACCAGCCCGCUGAAUACACUCCCGCUCAUCUGAAAACUGUCACUGUCGGUGUCCAGUCUUCCGCUGUUGUUCCUGGUGGCGAUUCAAGCUCUUACCAGCCCGCUGAAUACACUCCUGCUCAUCUGAAAACUGCUACAGUCGGAUUCCAGUCCUCUGCUGUUGUUCCUGGUGGCGAUUCAAGUUCUUACCAGCCCGCUGAAUACACUCCUGCUCAUCUGAAAACUGCUACAGUCGGAUUCCAGUCCUCCGCUGUUGUUCCUGGUGGCGAUUCAAGUUCUUACCAGCCCGCUGAAUACACUCCUGCCCAUCUGAAAACUGCUACAGUCGGAUUCCAGUCCUCCGCUGUUGUUCCUGGUGGCGAUUCAAGUUCUUACCAGCCCGCUGAAUACACUCCUGCUCAUCUGAAAACUGUCACUGUCGGUGUCCAGUCCUCCGCUGUUGUUCCUGGUGGCGAUUCAAGUUCUUACCAGCCCGCUGAAUACACUCCUGCCCAUCUGAAAACUGCUACAGUCGGAUUCCAGUCCUCCGCUGUUGUUCCUGGUGGCGAUUCAAGCUCUUACCAGCCCGCUGAAUAUACUCCUGCUCAUCUGAAAACUGCUACAGUCGGUGUGCAAUCUUCCGCCGUUGUUCCUGGUGGCGACUCAAGUUCCUAUCAACCCGCUCAAUACUCCGCUAAAGUUACUACCGUUCAUUCCUAUGUCCAAGGAAAGGCCGUUUUAAGUAAUCAAUUGCAAGCUCCCGCAUACUCUGGAGAAAUCGCUUCGUAUCAGGAUCCCGUCUCAAACAGCAUCGAACCGUUUAACGCUGAUACACAUGUUCCAGUUGCCAUUGGCCGGGAUACUAUUACUCCAGCUCACUUGCGUUCAUCCUAUUCAUCUAACACCAACACAGUUUACAGCUCAAGUGCUGCCGCUUCAUCAAAAUCCUCAUACGGCACUCAAUAUGCUUCCAAUGGCGGUUAUGUCUACUAA